Nerophis lumbriciformis (worm pipefish) is the source of this 2967-nucleotide messenger RNA. The record is from RefSeq and is a predicted model, not a curated record. Lineage: Eukaryota; Metazoa; Chordata; Actinopteri; Syngnathiformes; Syngnathidae.
AUGCCAGAUCUGCGGCCGCGCUUCUGCUUUGUCUUCCUUCUCCGCCUGCGCCGCUUCUCAGACCCGACAACAAUCCACGGAGAGUACGAGGCUCUCGCUUGUCCCGCAGACGUUACUGUAGAAGAUCCUCACCAUGAGAAGCACGAUCCCCUCCACGUUAACCAGAAGGAGGAGUCCAACAUGCCGUACAUCAAAGAGGAAGCAGAGCCAGAGACCUCCGACAUGAAAGAAGAAGACCAGAUAGUUGAAAUUCCCAAGUUUCCAAUGGGUGUCAGUGUGAAGAGCGAAGAAGACGAAGGACCAAGCGAAGAGAGCGGAGCAGCGAAUCCUUCCAGUGACCGUUCGUUUCAGCACGGAGAGAAGCCUUUCGCCUGCAUACUUUGCGAUAAAAGAUUUUCUCUGAAGACUGAUUUAGAAAAACAUAAGCGUACACACACUGGAGAAAAGCCUUUCUUCUGCACACUUUGUGGUAAAAGAUUCACUCAGAAGGGACAUUUAGUAUUGCAUAUAAGAACACACACGGGAGAGAGGCCUUUCGCCUGCACACUUUGCGAGAAAAGAUUUAUUCAGAAGAAUGAUUUAGAACAGCACAAGCAUACACACACUGGAGAAAAGCCUUUUGCCUGCACAUCUUGUGGUAAAAGUUUCUUCGAUAGGAGAGGUUUAAACAGACACACAAGCAGACACACUGGAGAGAAGCCUUUCGCCUGCACGCUUUGUGGUAAAAGAUUUUCGCGGAAGACUUAUUUAGAAGGACAUAAGCGCACACACACUGGAGAGAAGCCUUUCGCAUGCACACUUUGCGAUAAAAGAUUUCAUUGGAAGCCUGAUUUAGAAAAUCAUAAGCGAACACACACAAAGCCUUUCGCCUGCACACUUUGUGGUAAAAGAUUUUCUCGGAAGACUCAUUUGGAUAGUCAUAUGCAUACACACACUGGAGAAAAGCCUUUUACCUGCACAUCUUGUGGUAAAGGAUUCGCCCAUAAGGGAAAUUUAAUCAAACACACACGUGGACACACUGGAGAGAAGCCUUUCGCCUGCUUACUUUGUGGUAAAACAUUUUCUCAGAACACUCAUUUAGAAAUACAUAAGCGUACACACACUGGGGAAAAGCCUUUUGCAUGUUCACUUUGUGAUAAACGAUUCACCCAUAAGGGAGGUUUAAACAAACACACACGCAGACACACUGGAGAGAAGCCUUACGCCUGCCCACUUUGCAAUAAAAGAUUUUCUCAGAAGAAUCAUUUAGAAAAACAUAAGCGCACACACACUGGAGAAAAGCCUUUUGCAUGCUCACUUUGUGAUAAAAGAUUCGCUCAGAAAGGAACUUUAAGUCCCGCAAGCGUCACUGCAGAAGAUCUUCACCCUGAGAAGCACAAUCCCGUCCACCUUAAACAGAAGGAGGAGCCUGACAUGCCGUUGAUCAAACAGGAGGCGGAGCCAGAGACCUCUGACAUCAAAGAAGAAAAACAGGAAAUUGAAAUCCUCAAGUUUUCAAUGGGUGUCGGUGUUAAGAGAAAAGAAGACGAAGGACCAAGCGAAGAGAGCGGAGCAGCAAACCCUUUGAGCGACAGCUCAUUUCAGCACCAGACAACAAAAGGAGAGCAACCGGACGGCCUCUUAGCUCCGCUUUCGGAAAGCGAUGACAUAACGUCACAUUCUUCUGACUUUAAUACUGAUGAGGAAGAGGAUGACUUUGACCAAAAUGCUUCAAAAUCCUUAGACAAGUCAUCAUUUAAAAGAGACGCAAAGGAAGGCUUGGUUGAAAAACGUUUUCCCUGCUCACUUUGUGAUAAAACAUUUCCUUGGAAAUGCUACUUAAAGGCACACAUGCGUAGACACACUGGAGAGAAGCCGUUUGCCUGCACACUUUGUGGUAAAAGAUUCCCCAAGCAGGCAACUUUAAAAAUUCACACAAGAACACACACUGGAGAGAAGCCUUUCGCCUGCACACUUUGUGGUGAAAGAUUCAUCGCGAAGGCAAAUUUAAACAUUCACACAAGAACACAUACUGGAGAGAAGCCUUUUGCCUGCACACUUUGUGGUAAAAGGUUCACAAAACAGGGAAAUUUAAACAUUCACACAAGAACACACACUGGAGAGAAACCUUAUGCCUGCACAUUUUGUGGUAAAAGAUUCACCCAUAAGGGAGAUUUAAACAAACACACAAGAACACACACCGGAGAGAAGCCUUAUGCUUGCACACUUUGUGUUAAAAAAUACUCCACGAAGGCAAAAUUAAACAUUCACACAAGAACACACACUGGAGAGAAGCCUUUUGCCUGCACACGUUGUGGUAAAAGAUUCACCCAUAAGGGAAGUUUAAACAUUCACACAAGAACACACACUGGAGAGAAGCCUUUUGGCUGCACACUUUGUGAAGAUCUUCACCCUGAGAAGCACAAUCCUGUCCACGUUAAACAAAUGGAGGAGUCCGACAUGCAGUUGAUCAAAAAGGAGGCAGAGCCAGAGACUCCUGGCAUUAAAGAAGAAAAACAGGAAAUUGAAAUCCUGAAGUUUCCAAUGGUUGUCGGUGUGAAGAGCGAAGAAGACGAAGGACCAAGCGAAGAGAGCGGAGCAGCGAACCGUUUGAGCGACGGCUCAUUUCAGCGCCAGACAACAAAAGGAGAGCAACCGGACGGCCUCUUAGCUCCGCUUUCGGACAGCGAUGACAUAACGUCACAUUCUUCUGACUUUAAUACUGAUGAGGAGGAAGAUGUCUUUGACCAAAAUGCUUCUAAAUCCUUCAACAACCUCCAUUACCUCGUUGAGUUGACUCUUCAUUCUCGUCGAGAAGCGGUGUACCCAGAGGGCACCAAGAAGCAACAGGAAGGCGAGCACCUCUCAGAUCAUAGGAAGAUUCCCUUAGCUGGAACAAUGCUUGAAGGGUUCGUGUUCACCACUCUGGCGAGGACCCAAGAUCCUCUUGGAGAGUUGGCAUCAGCGAUCAAAACAACAUCUCCUUGA